ACUCAGAGGGCGGGACGUGGAGCGACGGGGGCGCGGCGCGGCAGAGCUCGGGCGGCGGCGGGACUGCGCGGCGACGGGGACGCUCGGCAUGGCCCACCUGGUGCUCGGUCUGGUGAGCUGUACUUGCCUUCUUGCAGUGAAUGGUCUGUAUUCCUCCAGUGAUGAUGUAAUCGAAUUAACUCCAUCAAAUUUCAACCAAGAAGUUAUUCAAAGUGAUAGUUUGUGGCUUGUAGAAUUCUAUGCUCCGUGGUGUGGCCACUGCCAAAGGUUAACACCAGAAUGGAAGAAAGUAUCAACUGCAUUAAAAGGUGUUGUCAAAGUGGGUGCAGUUGACGCAGAUAAACAUCAGUCCCUCGGAGGCCAGUAUGGGGUGCAGGGAUUCCCUACCAUCAAGAUUUUUGGAUCCAACAAAAACAGACCAGAAGAUUAUCAGGGUGGCAGAACGGCCGAGGCCAUCGUCGAUGCUGCCCUGAGUGCUGUGCGCCAGCUUGUGAAAGAUCGCCUUGCUGGAAGGGGUGGUGGAUACAGUUCUGGGAGACAAGGCAGAAGUGAAAGUUCAAGUAAGAAAGACGUGAUUGAGCUGACUGAUGACAGCUUUGAUAAGAAUGUCCUGGACAGUGAAGAUGUUUGGAUGGUUGAGUUCUACGCUCCUUGGUGUGGACACUGUAAAAACCUAGAGCCAGAAUGGGCUGCUGCAGCUACAGAGGUAAAAGAACAAACGAAAGGAAAAGUGAAGCUUGCGGCCGUGGACGCUACGGUGAAUCAGGUGCUAGCCAGCCGAUACGGCAUCAGGGGAUUUCCUACAAUCAAGAUAUUUCAGAAAGGCGAGUCUCCUGUGGAUUAUGACGGAGGGCGGACAAGAUCCGACAUUGUCUCCCGGGCCCUCGAUUUGUUUUCUGAUAAUGCUCCACCUCCUGAGCUGCUUGAGAUCAUCAACGAGGACGUCGCCAAGAAGACAUGUGAGGAACACCAGCUCUGCGUCGUGGCUGUGCUGCCCCAUAUCCUCGAUACUGGAGCUACAGGCCGAAAUUCUUAUUUGGAAGUUCUUCUGAAAUUGGCAGACAAAUACAAAAAGAAAAUGUGGGGGUGGCUGUGGACAGAAGCUGGAGCCCAGCCUGAACUUGAGACUGCGUUGGGAAUUGGAGGGUUCGGAUACCCUGCCAUGGCAGCCAUUAACGCACGCAAGAUGAAAUUUGCUCUUCUAAAGGGAUCUUUUAGUGAGCAAGGCAUUAAUGAGUUUCUCAGGGAGCUGUCUUUUGGGCGUGGAUCCACAGCACCUGUGGGAGGCGGGGCUUUCCCCACCAUCAGCACCAGAGAGCCUUGGGAUGGCAAGGAUGGCGAGCUUCCUGUGGAAGACGACAUUGAUCUCAGCGAUGUGGAGCUGGACGACUUAGAGAAGGACGAGCUGUGAGGCUCGGCACAGACUUCACUUUUCUUGGGAGCGGAUUUUUCCAGCAGUGAAGGAACAUUCUUUACAAUCAGAUGAAUCUGCCAGUGGCCUUGUGAACCAAGAAGUAGCACUUGAUCGGUCAUUUGAAAACACUGCAACAGUGAACUUUUGCAUCUCAAGAAAACAAUGAAAAAUUCUAUGAAUUGUAGCCAGCGAAUUGGGUUGUGUUCUGUCAAGUAAUGUUUUGAGGAAAACUGAUGGGCUGUCGAAACACUUUUCCUUCCCGCUGACUGCUGCUGAGUGUUCUUGGAGGCUGUUUCUUAGAUAUGUUUUUUAUGUGAUUCUUUCACUUGAAUAUUAAUGGCUUUUUUCCAUUAAAGAAUAAAACAAUAUUUUGGACAAUGCCAACAAAUGUAUGAAAUCAGUGUCCACAUCAUAAAUUCAGUCUGAUGUUUUGCCACUAAGUUAAUAUUAUGAAGGGAUGACCCUGAUGUCUUCCUUUCUAUAAACUUGGGACUCAGAUGACACCAUCUGGACGCCUCCCACAGCACGGAUUUUAAAAUGUGUCCUGCAAAGCCAGGUUCCAGCUGUAUGUCUGAAAAGUAAAGCGAGUUUAUAUAGAAGGGUGAAAAACAACAGGUCGUCAAUUGAGAACUGCAUUCUAUCCCCAAUAUUUUCUCUUUGGUCCAUCAGACUAUUAGGGAAUAUAGCUGGUGA
This is a messenger RNA of Hipposideros armiger (great roundleaf bat), 2107 nucleotides long. It is a transcript of the gene PDIA6, whose product is annotated as protein disulfide isomerase family A member 6. The transcript is spliced from 13 exons. Gene Ontology annotation, cellular component: endoplasmic reticulum lumen. Lineage: Eukaryota; Metazoa; Chordata; Mammalia; Chiroptera; Hipposideridae. The record is from RefSeq and is a predicted model, not a curated record. Gene Ontology annotation, molecular function: protein disulfide isomerase activity; protein-disulfide reductase activity. Gene Ontology annotation, biological process: response to endoplasmic reticulum stress. Bases 89 to 1411 code for a protein of 440 amino acids.